Molecule: messenger RNA, 3342 nt
Organism: Phycomyces blakesleeanus NRRL 1555(-)
Lineage: Eukaryota; Fungi; Mucoromycota; Mucoromycetes; Mucorales; Phycomycetaceae
Exons: 7
Coding region: 1-3342 (1113 amino acids)
Source: RefSeq, a predicted model, not a curated record
AUGAGUCAUCUUCCAGGAGUAUUGUUCUUCUGGAAAGAUCCGGAAAGACCAAUUGAUAUGAUACUUCUCCAGUCAGAUCAGUCCAAGAGUUUUGGUCGAUUUCCAGCACAGAGAACACCUGGACAAUUUCAUGUACAAGGAAGACCAGUGCAAUUUCCUGCGCAAGGAACACCUGGGCGAUUUCCAGCACAAGAACCAUCAAGGCGAUUCCGUGCACAAGGAACACAUGGGCGAUUCCAUGUACAAGGAACACCAGGGAGAUUUCCUUCUCAAGGAACACUUGGGCGAUUCCAUGUACAAGGAACACCAGGGAGAUUUCCUGCGCAAGGAACACUUGGGCGAUUCCAUGUACAAGGAACACCAGGGAGUUUUCCUUCUCAAGGAACACUUGGGCGAUUCCAUGUACUAGGAACACCAGGGUGUUUUCCUUCUCAAGGAACACUUGGGCGAUUCCAUGUACUAAGAACACCAGGGUGUUUUCCUUCUCAAGGAACACUUGGGCGAUUCCAUGUACAAGGAACACCAGGGAGAUUUCCUGCGCAAGGAACACUUGGGCGAUUCCAUGUACAAGGAACACCAGGGAGAUUUCCUUCUCAAGGAACACUUGGGCGAUUCCAUGUACAAGGAACACCAGGGAGAUUUCCUUCUCAAGGAACACUUGGGCGAUUCCAUGUACAAGGAACACCAGGGAGAUUUCCUGCGCAAGGAACACUUGGGCGAUUCCAUGUACUAGGAACACCAGGGUGUUUUCCUUCUCAAGGAACACUUGGGCGAUUCCAUGUACUAGGAACACCAGGGUGUUUUCCUUCUCAAGGAACACUUGGGCGAUUCCAUGUACAAGGAACACCAGGGAGAUUUCCUGCGCAAGGAACACUUGGGCGAUUCCAUGUACAAGGAACACCAGGGAGAUUUCCUUCUCAAGGAACACUUGGGCGAUUCCAUGUACAAGGAACACCAGGGAGAUUUCCUGCGCAAGGAACACUUGGGCGAUUCCAUGUACAAGGAACACCAGGGCGUUUUCCUGCGCAAGGAACACUUGGGCGAUUCCAUGUACAAGGAACACCAGGGAGAUUUCCUGCGCAAGGAACACUUGGGCGAUUCCAUGUACUAGGAACACCAGGGUGUUUUCCUUCUCAAGGAACACUUGGGCGAUUCCAUGUACUAGGAACACCAGGGUGUUUUCCUUCUCAAGGAACACUUGGGCGAUUCCAUGUACUAGGAACACCAGGGUGUUUUCCUUCUCAAGGAACACUUGGGCGAUUCCAUGUACAAGGAACACCAGGGAGAUUUCCUGCGCAAGGAACACUUGGGCGAUUCCAUGUACAAGGAACACCAGGGAGAUUUCCUUCUCAAGGAACACUUGGGCGAUUCCAUGUACAAGGAACACCAGGGAGAUUUCCUGCGCAAGGAACACUUGGGCGAUUCCAUGUACAAGGAACACCAGGGCGUUUUCCUGCGCAAGGAACACUUGGGCGAUUCCAUGUACAAGGAACACCAGGGAGAUUUCCUGCGCAAGGAACACUUGGGCGAUUCCAUGUACUAGGAACACCAGGGUGUUUUCCUUCUCAAGGAACACUUGGGCGAUUCCAUGUACUAGGAACACCAGGGUGUUUUCCUUCUCAAGGAACACUUGGGCGAUUCCAUGUACUAGGAACACCAGGGAGAUUUCCUGCGCAAGGAACACUUGGGCGAUUCCAUGUACAAGGAACACCAGGGAGAUUUCCUUCUCAAGGAACACUUGGGCGAUUCCAUGUACAAGGAACACCAGGGAGAUUUCCUGCGCAAGGAACACUUGGGCGAUUCCAUGUACUAGGAACACCAGGGAGAUUUCCUGCGCAAGGAACACUUGGGCGAUUCCAUGUACUAGGAACACCAGGGAGAUUUCCUGCGCAAGGAACACUUGGGCGAUUCCAUGUACAAGGAACACCAGGGUGUUUUCCUGCGCAAGGAACACUUGGGCGAUUCCAUGUACUAGGAACACCAGGGAGAUUUCCUGCGCAAGGAACACUUGGGCGAUUCCAUGUACAAGGAACACCAGGGAGAUUUCCUGCGCAAGGAACACUUGGGCGAUUCCAUGUACUAGGAACACCAGGGAGAUUUCCUGCGCAAGGAACACUUGGGCGAUUCCAUGUACUAGGAACACCAGGGAGAUUUCCUGCGCAAGGAACACUUGGGCGAUUCCAUGUACAAGGAACACCAGGGUGUUUUCCUGCGCAAGGAACACUUGGGCGAUUCCAUGUACUAGGAACACCAGGGAGAUUUCCUGCGCAAGGAACACUUGGGCGAUUCCAUGUACAAGGAACACCAGGGAGAUUUCCUGCGCAAGGAACACUUGGGCGAUUCCAUGUACUAGGAACACCAGGGUGUUUUCCUUCUCAAGGAACACUUGGGCGAUUCCAUGUACUAGGAACACCAGGGUGUUUUCCUUCUCAAGGAACACUUGGGCGAUUCCAUGUACAAGGAACACCAGGGAGAUUUCCUUCUCAAGGAACACUUGGGCGAUUCCAUGUACAAGGAACACCAGGGAGAUUUCCUGCGCAAGGAACACUUGGGCGAUUCCAUGUACUAGGAACACCAAGGAGAUUUCUUGCAGAAGAACACAAACGGGAUUUCAUGUACAAGGAUUCCCGAACGAUUUCAUGUACAAGGACACAAGGACGAUUUCAUGUUCAAGGACACAAGGUCGAUUUCAUGUACAAGGACACCAGGACGAUUUCAUGUACAAGGACACAAGGGGGAUUUCAUGUUCAAGGACACAAGGUCGAUUUCAUGUUCAAGGACACAAGGUCGAUUUCAUGUACAAGGACACAAGGUCGAUUUCAUGUACAAGGACACCAGGUCGAUUUCAUGUACAAGGACACCAGGACGAUUUCAUGUUCAAGGACACCAGGUCGAUUUCAUUUUAUCUGCGAGUCAUUGAGUUCGCUCAAGGUACCAUGGCCUAAAAUUGGUCCGUACUUUGAGCGAUUCUACCUGCAUUUACUGCAGUGGAAAAGAAACCAAAAGGGAUUCCGUCUUGGACUUUAUUGUUUGAGAUGGAGAAGCUCCAAUACAUACCAACAAGUCAGUAGCCUUCACUCCCUGGAAAAGGUUAUUGGAGGGACGUUGGAUAUUGGCUCUCCGGAUUUUGUCCUUCGGGACAUGUCAAGAUUGUCACAGAAAGAACUGGACAUGAGGGACGAACCCGAAGCAAAGUUAAGGUGCCUAAGUAAAUGCUAUGCUGUUCACUUGGGUGUCUCAGACACCUGUCCCGAGCAGUUUGGCAUUAAAGCAUUUCACCGAUACUUUGCCGUCAUGGUAAAUUUGAUGCCAUGCCGAGUAGGCAGGAAUGAGGGUUGUUGA